UAACUUGUUGUGUAAAUAAACUAUGCUGGAAUGUAACAUCUCGGGGGUUGGCGUGUGUCGGCCAGGACGAAGUAAUUCUACUAGUUGAGGCACUUCCUGAUGAAACGCAAUUCCCAAAAGAUCUUCUGAUUCACAUAAACCAAAUUUACAUGGAGGCAGUGAAAGGAAAUACGAUGACUGAACUGGGAGUAUCAAUCCAUCAGGAAGGAAUUUUAUUGGGUUCCAGGGAGCAUGCAGGCUUCCUUUUUAUCCGACAAACAUUUCAAUGUUUACAAAAAAUAGUCUUACCUCCAUCACCGUUUUUAGUCGGUCUUCUGGUACACCGUUGGGAGACACCAUGGGCUAAAAUAUUUCCUCUCCGAUUAGUCCUCCGCCUUGGUGCUGAGUAUCGAUACUAUCCAUGCCCACUUGUAUCCGUUCGUUUUCGUAAUGCCGUUUACUUUGAAAUUGGACAUACCAUCAUGAAAGUUUUGGCGGAUUUUAGGAAUUAUGCAUAUACUUUACCGGGGGUCCGAGGGAUGGUAAUUCACAUGCAGGAUCGUACAACAGAUGUUCUACUCCCUCGCAAUCGUUACGAUCAAGUAAUCAAAGGACUCAACAAUUCCAAUGAUCAUGUUUUAGCAUUUGCCGCAAAUUUUUCCAUCCAUGUCGAUUCACAUCUAGUUUGUAUACAAACGAACACAGGGGAUGAGAGUAUCUACCAAACACAAGCUAUUAAUAUUCAUAAUAAGCCCCGCAAAGUCACCGGAGCCAGUUUUGUUGUGAUAAAUGGGGCGCUCAAAUCAUCAAUGGGACUGUCAGCAAAAUCGAGCAUUGUUGAGGAUGGUUUAAUGGUUCAGAUAAUGCCUGAAAAAAUGGAGGCGCUCAAAGCGGCUCUCAAAAAUAUGCAAGACUUUAAAAUUGAAUGCGGACACCAGGGAGUAUCUGAGCCUGAUGAGACCGUUAACAUUAGGUGGGUUGACAACGACGUUCAAUUCAAUCAAGGAUUGAAAAGUCCAAUUGAUAAUCGCCCUAUGGAUGGUAUACCGUCAAUACGAGUUCAUAAUGGAAACGAUUGGAUGGGUACGAGUAGAUUUAUACGCUGGACAGAAGUAUUUAUUAUUAAAUCUGAUGAUCAUCCCAAUGGUGUCCACGAUCCUGUCGAUUUAAAUAAAUUAUCGGAAAGCAUAGCGCAGGCUACGUGCGCAGCAUUGGUGAAGCUGCUUGAUCUUCUGGCAGCGGCUGGUCUGACUAAAUUGGCGGUUAGAGCUACCAUUCACCCCGAUAAUGUUGGCUAUGAGGCAGGAAGCGAAGGUAGUCGUUUACCACCUAUUUACAUGAACAGUUUGGAUAAUGAGCUCAUUCAAAUUCUUCAUAAAUCAGCACAAAGCAGCCAGGACACUAAUACAGUGCUCGAACUAAUAUUCCAUGUGCUGGAUGAUUAAGAAUAUUUUCCUCGAUCUUUUAUUGUACUAAAUCCAAUUUAGUCUAAUUUAACGGAAAUUACAGUAUGAGCCAUUUGAAUGGCUUACUGCAACCAAAAUAUCAGCUAUGAGGAACGAUAAUGGAUUACAAAAAUUAUUAUACAAAGAUAUUAUUAGCAAUCUUAAGUAGUGGAUAUGACCAUCUAUGAAGUAAAAAUGGCAAACUUUCUAGAAUUCAUUUUAGAGAUGUUUUAAUAUGAAAUUUCAUUCUUUGAAGAUGUGUAAUUUAGUAAUUGUUAUAUUUUAAAGCUCAAAAAUGAGCAUUCAUAUUAAAUGAAAAUACAUCGUGAAGUAUAGGUUUGUUUUAUUUACAUCUCAAUCGAAAUGAUACGUUAUCGUACAUGAAGCUUUAUAAUGAAAAUUGUAAGUUUUGUAUGUACAUAAAAGUUUUUGUUUCUUUCAAUCCAAGAGUUAUAUAGGAGAAUUUAGAAAACUACUGAAAAUAUUAAUGUUGAGGUGUACAGAGGAAAUAUCAAGAUAUACACGUAAUGUUAUAACAGAUAUAUAGCAAUGUUUUUAUAAAUCUAAAAAGAUGGAACGGAGUUCUAAUUUUGUGUAGUUUAUUGUUUGUACGAGAUAAAGGAAAUAAUUAAAACCAUCAUCCGGGAGUUGUCAUUAGCGGGAAUGGACUGAUACUGUGGUUGAGUUUUUCAGAAAUGAAAAUAUAGGGAGUGCUCUACUAUUUGUAUGUUUCGCCUGAAUCAUUGAGAGGGUUAGAAAUAACCGAUUCAGUUUUCUUUAUACGUCUAUGAAUGGCAUGGGAAGUUUUUUUUUCAUCGAGGGCUUAAUCACUUCAACUCCACCAUAUUUUUCCUCUCCGAAUGGUCAUUACUUAUUAUUUCUUUUAAGAAUCUGAAUCAAUUUUUAUUAACUUCAAUAACAGUCCUAGUAAUAUGAAUUAUAAGCAUAAAUCAUAGUUAAUACCCACAUAUAAUGUAUAUACAUUUAAUGAAUAAAUUGUAAAUAUACCAUUACAAGUAG
This is a messenger RNA of Fopius arisanus, 2444 nucleotides long. RefSeq names its product zinc finger FYVE domain-containing protein 9-like. The annotation marks the transcript as partial. Gene Ontology annotation, cellular component: early endosome membrane. The record is from RefSeq and is a predicted model, not a curated record. Gene Ontology annotation, biological process: endosomal transport. Lineage: Eukaryota; Metazoa; Arthropoda; Insecta; Hymenoptera; Braconidae. The transcript has 2 exons.